Messenger RNA from Porites lobata, 561 nucleotides. NCBI's taxonomy places the organism in Eukaryota, Metazoa, Cnidaria, Anthozoa, Scleractinia, Poritidae. The record is from the annotation of a GenBank genome assembly.
CUGGCUGGCUUCUUACCUGACAGCUGGGGUACCUAUGAUGAUUUUUCUCAAGAACCAACAAGAAGGCGACGGUUAUUACUACUGUUUUCCAGUUUUCACUAAUGAUAAAUAUAGAAUUGCUUACAAAAUCUACCUUGUCGUGUUGUUCAUUGCUGUGCCUGUAGUUUUGCAAUUCGUGUGCUCGCCAAAGAUGGAAUUUAUGCGAAAUCUUUCAAGACAAACACUUUGCAAUGGAAAGCCUUAAAAAAGCGUCUUCAUCAGAAGAGGCGUCUUGUCAGAAUGUUAGUGGUGCUUAUGGUAGGUUUUCAGUUGUGUUACCUUCCCCGCGCAAUGGUAAUGCUGAUGAGCGAGUUCGUCCCUGAUUUGAUUACCAGGCCUUGGUUUAUGUACGUGGAACUGAUAACGCUCGCCAUGUUUUACCUCAAACACGUUAUUAGCCCGUUGAUACUCUGCGUUAUGAGCGAUGAUUUUCGGGCCGGGUGCUUCACCAUUUGUUGCGCUAGCGAGGGUCACGAGUCCUCCAGGCAGGAAGUCCCAGCUGUUCCUCAAGCUAUCGAAUAA